UUUUAAAGAGAAGAAACAAAAGUUUUCAAAAUGGAUAACAAGAGGAUGAAAUAAAGUUCAAUGUAAUACAAACUCGAAUUUUAUUUUGUAGUUGCCAUAUCGUGAAUUCUUCGAAGCAAUCUGUCCUAAUCGACCACGAGUUUAUCUUUUCUAAAAAAUGUCGAAUGCCGUCUGCAGGGUAUGUAAGCUCUCCUUCUGUGGGAAGAAUGAAUGGGUUUGGUUUUAAGACUUCAUUAUUUCAGUGACCAGAAACUUCAACAUAAUGGAUUUGGGCUAAAGACUUCAUUACUUCAGGGGGGUGGUUAAUGGCACAUAGAUUCAAACCUCCCACCAGAGAUGUGCUACAUAUCAUGAAACCUCUGAUUCAGGGCCGUGUUACGCAAAACAUCUUAACCGUUCAAACCAAAGUUCAAUGUUUGCAGAGUAAUAGUGCAUAUAUAUUAAGAGCAGAGGAAGAAAAAAUGGUCCAUGGCAAUGAAAACCAUCUCGAAAAUAACUUAAGUGGGAGAUUCAGUGUCCUGUCUGAUCAGGGCCGAAUUGAAGAGGCUUUGAAGUUGCUACAGACUAUGGAUUGUCAAGGUAUAGCGGUAGAUUUUGAUGCGUAUGCAUAUCUCCUGCAUGGGUGUGUUAACAAGAAAGCAAUUGUAGAAGGCAAAUUAGUCCAUGCCCAUAUAAUUCAGACAGGGUUUAAAGCAUUAGAAACCAAAAUCCUGAAUAUGUACGCCAAAUGCGGGUAUUUGAAGGAUGCACGCAAUGUGUUUGACGGACUGCCUGAACGAAAUGUAGUGGCGUGGACUGUGAUGAUUGUGGCUUGUUGUAGGCACAGACAGGAUGAAGAGGCUUUGAAUUUGUAUUAUGAGAUGAAACGUAGUGGGAUUGAUUUGGAUCAUUUUGCGCUUGCAAGCGUUCUGCCUGCUUGCGGCAACUUGGGAGCUCUGGAUGAGGGAAAGGAGGUUCAUAAAGAGAUUGCUAGAAGUGGGUACGAGUCUAAUUUGUUUUCAGGUAGUGCUCUUGUGGAUAUGUAUGUUAAAUGUGGAGAGGUAGACGCUGCACGCGAUGUGUUUGACAAAAUACCUCAAAGAAAUGGUAUUAUUUGGACUGUAAUGAUUUCUGCUUAUGCCCGGCAAGGGCGUGGGGAAGAAGCCCUGGCAUUGUUCUACGAUAUGCAGCGAUCUGGAAUCAGGCCAAGUCAUUUUACCUAUGUUGUUGUUCUCCCGGCCUGUGCCGACUUGAGAGCUUUGGAACAUGGCAAAGAGAUUCAUCAGGAGAUAAUUAGAGGAGGAUUUCUAUCUAAUGUCAUUGUGGGGAGUGCCCUUGUCGACAUGUAUAUAAAAUGUGGGAAUGUGGAGGACGCACGAAUGCUAUUUGACGAAUUGCCUGAACGGAAUGUGGUCUCAUGGAAUACUAUGAUUUCUGGGUAUGCACAGAAUGGACUUUUGGACGAGGCCGUGAAGCUCUUUGAUGAAGUGCCUGAGCGAGAUGUAUUCUCAUGGACUUCUAUGGUUGCAGGCUUUGCACAGAAUGGGUAUGUGGAAGAUGCUUAUAAAUUCUUUGAAAGAAUGCCCGAGCAUACUCUUGUUUCAUGGAAUGCAAUGAUUGCAGGAUAUGCACAAAACCAGUGUUUUGAUGAGAGCCUGAAACUAUUCGGCCGGAUGCGUUUGUCUGGUUUGAAGCCAGACAGUGAUACAUCUGCCAUUGUUCUCUCGGCUUGUUCCAACUUAGCAGCUUUAGAGCAUGGGAAACAGGUCCAUGAGGAUGUUAUGAGAAGCGGAUUACAGUCAGAUAUCUUUGUGGGAAGUGCCCUUGUUGAUAUGUAUGCAAAAUGUGGAAAUAUAAUGGAUGCACAAAAAGCGUUUGAUAAAAUGCCUAGGAGAAAUAAUGUGUCAUGGAAUGCAAUGAUUGUAGGGUAUGCUAUGCAUGGUCAGGGAAAGGUGGCUGUUCAAUUCUUUGAGCAAAUGCAACAAGAAGGUUUAAAACCAGACUAUGUAACUUUUAUUGGUGUUUUAUCUGCAUGUGGUCAUGCAGGUCUAGUGGAUGAUGGGAGACAAUACUUUGAUUGCAUGACACGAAUACAUAAAAUCACACCUACAAUGGAUCACUAUUGCUGCAUGGUUGAUCUUCUAGGUCGUGCGGGUCAUCUUGAUGAAGCCAAGAAGUUUAUUGACAAAAUGCCAGAAAAACCCAAUGCUAUAGUCUGGGGAUCUUUGCUUGGGGCAUGCGGAAUCCAUAACAAUACGGAGCUUGGAGAGUAUGUUGCAGAGCGCCUUAUUGAGUUGGAUCCAAACAAUUCGGCACAUUAUGUGAAGUUGUCCAAUAUCUAUGCAGCAACCGGCAGUUGGGACGGAAUAGAAAGGGUACGGAAAUUGAUGAAAGAGAGGAGUGUAAAGAAACAGCCUGGAUGCAGCUGGAUUGAGAUCAAUCACAAACUGAACACUUUUGUAGUUGGAGACAGAUCACACCCACAAACAGAGGAAAUUUACGCAAAGCUGGAGACAUUGUCGGCAAAGAUGGAAGCAGCAGGGUAUGUGGCUGAUACAAAAUUUGUACUUCAUGAUGUGGAUGAAGAGCAAAAGAAGUAUAUUCUUCGUCACCAUAGUGAGAAGCUAGCAAUUGCAUUUGGACUUUUGAACACCCCUCCAGGAACCCCUCUCCGGAUAGUUAAGAAUCUUCGGGUGUGUGGUGAUUGUCACUCUGCCACAAAGUACAUUUCCAAGAUUGUUUCACGAGAGAUUGUUAUGAGGGAUUCCAGCCGUUUCCAUCAUUUCAAGGAUGGACAGUGUUCUUGCGGCAAUUACUGGUGAUACUGAAUACAACAAAUGACAAAUGCAAUCUUGCAUGGAAGCAUGCUUGUGUUCUAAUGGGUAACAAAAUGCUAAGUAUUUUGUUUACUGUAAAGGAAUAAGAGGAGCCAGAGUAUAACUUUUGGGGUAGAAGAAUUGAUGGAUGGAAUAAUACCACAUGGUUCAUGAAGCAUAUUUACAAUGUCAACAAAAUACCUAAGAUAACUAGUAGUAAACCAACGAUGAUAGAGCAGAAAUAUCUUGUACAAAGCACAGCCUUGUUACUGCCUGCCUUAAGCAGUGGACUAUAAUGAUCAUCUACAGGUUCUUGCUUGUUGGGUGUUUAGGUGAUUUUGUAUAUUGGGGGAAAAAAAGGAUGGGGUUGAGUGGUGGACAAGCUGAUAAAUGUGGAUUUUCUCAUUACAAUGUGUGUCCCAAUGCAUGCAUAUCAUGUAUCCUUUAUAAGGCUUUCGGUUUCCAGGCCUCAGCAGUUUUCCAUCUGGUGUGUAGGUGAAGGGGGGAUAUGAUAUUUCCUUCUCUCUGAUGUUCGUUAUUCUCACAACAAUUCAGCAUUAAUACAGUUGCUGUUCCUCCUUUUCUGGCUGCUGUUCUUUAUAGAGUUUAUUGGCGAUUGUUAUUGAUUUUUUUUUAAUUAUUGUUAGGUGUUUUUUUUCCGCUGGAAGGCAAUGUGCUCUGCUAAAAUUGUUGUGCGACAGUGAAUUGUGCAAGUGAGACCAAACGCUGGAGAAUGCUAGCGCAAUAUGGAGGGCUCAGAAUUUAGUGCUGCUGAUGGCACAACAAGCUUGCUUGUGUGCAGCAUUAACUCCUCCAUUGUUCCUUUCAUCUAAUUAUAAGUGCCCCAACAUAGGCGGUAUUAUCCAUUGUAUCAUAGUGCUUCUUGGACUUGCUGUGAAUGACACUGAAAGCAUAUUAAAUUAAUAAGAUUUAUCUAUUACAUGUGGA
Messenger RNA from Cryptomeria japonica (Japanese cedar), 3743 nucleotides. Its product is annotated as putative pentatricopeptide repeat-containing protein At3g49142. Gene Ontology annotation, molecular function: protein binding; zinc ion binding; RNA binding. Bases 306 to 2801 code for a protein of 831 amino acids. Gene Ontology annotation, biological process: RNA modification. The record is from RefSeq and is a predicted model, not a curated record. The transcript has 3 exons. NCBI's taxonomy places the organism in Eukaryota, Viridiplantae, Streptophyta, Pinopsida, Cupressales, Cupressaceae.